AUGGGAAGCAUGAGAAAAGAAUCACACGAGCAAAGCAAGUUUAAGCAUUACAUUUCAACUCCCGUAAGAAUUCUGAAGAAAGCAAAGGAUUUAUAUGUUAAUGGUUUAUUGGCUUGUUCCGGAAGAAUUGCUGGCUCUGCACCUGUUCAUAUGUCAGUUUCACACCUUCCUGCAGACACUGCUAAAGAAAACGGUGGUGAAAGACAGUCACUGAGGGAGAUUUUCAGAACCGCGCCGAUCAAUGAAAUGAGGUUCGUGACUAAUGGAGAAAGAGUAGUACCGAUAAGAAAUACUAUAGGGAGUGAAAUGGUUAUGCAAAGAAGGCAAAGGCAAUGGAUCGCGGGGUAUAGAUAUAAUAGAAGUAAAAUGAGUUAUCAGACUGAGGUGAGAAAGAUGGGAAGAAUUGAUGAAGAUAAACCUUGUUGUUUUGAGGAAGACGAAAGUGAUCAUUCUAUUUCCAAGGGAAAUUUAGUGUAUCUGUAUCCAAGAAGUAGAAGGCUCAAUACUGUUGUCAAAGUGCCACCAGUUUAA
Lathyrus sativus (Indian pea) is the source of this 531-nucleotide messenger RNA. The record is from the annotation of a GenBank genome assembly. NCBI's taxonomy places the organism in Eukaryota, Viridiplantae, Streptophyta, Magnoliopsida, Fabales, Fabaceae.